AAAAGGAAAAAAAAUGGUUGAUGUUUUUUUAUUUUCUAUUUUUUAUCUUUAUUUUCCUUCUUUGUUAAUCGAGUAACAGCGAGACAGGCAGAAAGAUUAUGUUUUCUGAUGUCAUGAUCUGUAGCAUUCGAGUAGUAGAGGGGUCAUUUUGCACUUCUUUUAAGUAGAGGGGCAAUCAUGCUACAACAAUUAAAGUAGAGGGGCUAUGUUGCAGCUUCUGCCGUCAAAGAACCCAUUCGACACGGCAAAAGAAAAAAAAAAAAAAAGAGGUGGGAAUGAGGUGUUCUUUGACUCGUUAAAGUCUUAGUCUUUAGUUUUUGAUUUUGACUUUUUUGUUUUUUUGGUAAAUGAUUUUGACUUUUUUGGUCUGCUAAUCUUAAUUUCUAUAGAAAUCAAGUGUACUGUUUACGCCCAAUGGAAAACUCAUUGUAUGGAGCAGCAACACUGGUAUUCGUUUUGAGACUUUACACCACUGUAGUUGUUAUCAUCAUCAAGUGCACUGUUUACUGCUAGAAAGAGAGAGCUGUUGUCAGAAACUGGAGGAUUUGCACACGCUAGUUAACAUUCAAAGCUGAUUCUCAUGUGGAACUGAUAUCAUCACCUCAUCCACUAAUCUUAGUGAUGGUAGAACCUUGGUUUCUAGUGAUGGAAGCUUUGAACUUGGAUUCUUCAGUACUGGAAGUUCAGCCAAGAGCCGUUACUUGGGAAUUUGGUUCAAGAAUGUCCCAGUUCAAAACGUUGUUUGGGUUGCAAACAGGUGCGAACCGAUUGAUGACACGUCUGGUGUUUUGAUGAUAAACAGCAAAGGUAAUCUGGUACUUCUCAAUCAAAGCGGGAGUGUUGUUUGGGCAUCAAACUCAAAGAAAGAAGCUCAAAACCCAGUACUGCAGCUCCUGGAUUCUGGAAAUCUUG
Molecule: messenger RNA, 912 nt
Organism: Rubroshorea leprosula
Lineage: Eukaryota; Viridiplantae; Streptophyta; Magnoliopsida; Malvales; Dipterocarpaceae
Source: the annotation of a GenBank genome assembly